Messenger RNA from Drosophila erecta, 7808 nucleotides. RefSeq names its product myb-like protein U. Bases 456 to 5819 code for a protein of 1787 amino acids. The transcript has 9 exons. The record is from RefSeq and is a predicted model, not a curated record. Lineage: Eukaryota; Metazoa; Arthropoda; Insecta; Diptera; Drosophilidae.
AUACUUUGGUAUAGAGAAGUUACAGCAGUUGGUAACACUGGCCAGAGCUCGUCAAUUGUUUCGCCAGUUUCGCGGCUCCAUCAGAGGAAAUUUUGUAGACCCAGUAACUAAAUUUGAGUGCGAAGUAAGCCUCUUCACUUCGAAUAAUUUUAAUGCUCGUUUUCGGAAUAAUCUGAGUGCUGCGUGUUGAAAUAAAAAAAAAAUAAUUCAUAAAAGCAUUCGAAAAUGUAAACGAAAAGCGCACGUUUGAAGCACAAGCAAAAAAAAAAAAAAAACGAAAUAAAAUACGAUAGCAUAUCGUGUCGGUGUGUGUAAAUAAAGUGUAUUUAAAUGUAAAACGUAACAAAAAAAAAAAAAAAAACAACAAAAAAAUAACUACGAGUUCGAGAUAUUCUGCAAACUUGAAGUGCGACAAACUUGAAAACGACAGCGGCAACUGAAAACGCUUUGCAACAAUGCUGCACAAUAAUCGCGACAUUGCAGAGCAAAACACAACAAAAGCCACAGCUACCCUAUCCACAACAACAACAGCAACAACAGAAGGCAAUGGAACGGAGCCAACAAUUGCCACGCACCUUGCAACCACAUCUGCUGCAGCAGCAGAAACAUCAGCUGGCGUAAAGGAAACAAGUGCAACAGCUGAGGGUCAAACGGCGACGGCCAGAACAACACCAACAGCAGCUGUGGCAGAGCGAACGGAAUUAGCACAAACAGCUGAUGCUGCUGCUGCGCCGACCGUUGAUUCGACUGCUGCUGCUACUGAAGCGACCGCAUUCGAUGCUCAGAUGCGAACGCAGCAACGGCACAAGAUCAAGAUAUACCACGAUGCCAAGCAGACGGCCGUGUGGCGCACCGAUUCGCUGGCCUCCAAUCCCAACUCGACCAUGUGCCCGGAUUUCGUCAGUUCGGGAUCAGGAGGAGCGGGCGGUGGAGGCACUGGUCCACUUGGCCUGCCUCCUAGGGGCAUCAUCCUGUCGACGGCGCCCAGUCUCCUGCAGCGAAAAUCAUCGGACAGCUCGCUCACCUCGUCCAUUGCGCGACGCGUCUCUUUUCCGGAUAACCAACUGGUCACCGGUUACCUGGAGCCGGCCAAUCCUUGGAAGCAAGUAUACCUUGUAAAGAGCAGUUCCGAGAUUGUCGAUCAGUAUCAGCAGUCGUGUAAAAAGCAUAACACCAUGCCAUUAGAGAGCGUAGUGGAUCACCUAAAGGCGCUGGAUCUGAACCAAGCGCGGCAGCCUUUACUUCCCCUUAAAGGGAAAGAGCUAACCGCCAACGAUUGCGAAGCCCUCGAGGAGAUUUUCAAACGGAUACAAUACAAAUGCAUCGAUCUGUCCGACUGCACGCUGGACGAGAGCUGCUUGAUGGCCCUCUUUCAAAUGAUCGAAUACUAUGAAGCUGCCAAUGAACUGGACAUUUCCUACAACAAGGUGGAGAUGACGAAGCGCUGCUGGGAACUGUGUGCUUACAUGGUGGAGCGCAGCCAAGAGCUGCAGCUACUCAACGCGGAGAGCAAUCAGAUAACAAAGUUGGGUGCCGACAGUCUUGGGCGGGCCCUCGGUUCUGCCAACCUGCACACAUUAAAGCUGGAGCACUGCGGUCUUAGGGGACAGCCACUCGUCCAUUUAUGCCGAGGUCUCUAUCAAAACAAAAUGCUCAAGGAGCUGUGGGUGGGCUACAACGACUUGGACUGUGUAGAUGCCCAGCACAUAGCAGACAUGCUGCGCUAUAACCAUAGCUUGGAGCUAAUUGACAUUAGCAAUAACAACAUAAGGAACGAGGGCGUCAUGUACCUCGUACAAGCCUUAAUACUCCAGUCCACCGAGCUGGAGCGACGAAUGGGUGCCUUGAAGCGCACCCGUGCCAUUGAGGUGGACGAGUGCGUGUCUCCUGUGGAAACGGAUCCCCCGGAAACCAUUCCCACAUCCUUUAGCUCUGUCACCAAUCAAACGAAAGACGUCGUCGAUGGUGAGUCUCCUGCGCACGAAGCCACUAUUCCCGAGACUACGUCGGAGGAGACGACAUCUACCGAUCCAGCGGUAGGUGUCCUUGUGGACUUAGAUAAUGAUAACGACGACGAAAACACGGAGGACACCGUUCGUACUGUCAGAAACUGCAACCAAAACGGAAGCGGUCAGUCGAUGCUGGACAAGCUGCUCUCCAUGAAUAGCGAAAGCAGCAGCGAAGAGGCGCCCUCAAACAUAUCCACCGACACCCUGGCAGCCUGCUGCUCCGAGGACAUCAGCGAAAUCAGCAACGAGAUUUAUGAACCCAACACCGUCAAGCAGACUCCAGCAGAAGGCGAAGUCGCUCCGGCCAUGAUCUCAUCCAACCCGAUGGAGUCAGAAACGGUAGCUGUUGCAAGUGCAACUGUGGAGCCGCUGUCUCCAGCGCACCAACAACAGCAAUGUUCUCAAAACGAACGCAACUUAUGUGAUAUUACUCUCUCAACAGAGGCUAAAACCGUUGAACCCAAUGAAUCCUGUGUACAGAACAACAUCAUAAACAACAACAAUAAUAACAAUGCUAACAAUUCCCACAACAAUACCAAUAAUAAUACAAUUCAAUUGCCAUCGGAAGCAGGAGCAUCAGCAACCAUUUCAGUCGUACCACCGCCACUGGAUAUCGAAAACAUUCCUAGUGGUUCCUCGCCGGCGGCAAUUUUUGAAGUCACGGCCGAGGAAAGCGACUGUAUCAAUGGCAGUGCUGUGGCGGGGGCUGCUGGCUCUCGUCCACUGGAUGUAAACAAAAACGCCAAGGCUGGUGACGACUUUGAGGACACGCACAGCACGGACUCGGCGUUCGAGAGCGCAUCUGAAGGCGACAUAAGUCGCCAUCUGCCUGACGAGUUUAGCCGCCUUUCGGUGUUACUGGAUAGCACCCGGCUGGAUGACAUGACAAAAGAGAUGUGUGGCAUAGAGACGGCUACCAUAGCCACGGAGUCCACCGAGUGCCUUCUUGCCGCCCAGGAGGCAGCGACGCUCACAUCUGCGCCAGUAGUCCCCGCGUUGGACAAACUUGAAGAUGCAUUCCCGCCCCCAAAAGUAACCAUCGCCGAGGAGUGUCUCCUGAAGGAUAAAGAACUGAGCCCCAGUUCCUACCCGUCUCCCAGUCCUGCGCCCACGCCUCCACCACCGUCCACGUCGCCGGGAGGAGCAAGCCUUGGCUUAAGACGCACGGAGUCCAGUUGUGCAUAUCUUAAUCAGUCCAGCCGCAACCGAUCGCAGAGCUCCGACAGCCUGUGCAGCGAGACUUCGCUCGACGGCAUGAGUAGCGGAGCCAGUAACAACAGUGUCAGCUCUACCGCCUCCGCUGAUCCCAAGUUUGCGGAAAAGCUAACUAAAAAUGACACACUUUCGCGCCGGCAGCUGGCCGAGGCUAACCUGGAAGCCAACCGAUCGCCUAGCGGACUGAAGGCUCUUACUUUGUGGAAUAAUAACUUAAGCAAGGAUUGCGCCCCUGCUGUGGCUGAGUUGCUGCAGAAGACCAUUUCGCUGGAACUGCUUAAUAUUGGCAAGAAUUGUCUCUCCGAUGAGUUCCUUUUAACCAUAAAGGACAAAUUGACGAAAAACACCACUCUGACAACGUUGGGGCUACAGAGUGCCCAUCUAAACGCCAAGGGGAUUGAGACGUUGGCCUCAAUCCUCACCUUUGGUGGCAACAGCAAGCUCCAGCGUAUUGACAUUCGCGACAAUAAACUAGAGGUGGAAAGUCUGAAUAUAAUCGCCGAGGUGCUCAAAUCCAAUAAGACGCUCACGCAGAUCGACAUUAACGAUGAGCCAAAACGACUGACGUUGCCCAUAGUGCCGAUAGUAAAUGUUAUACCGCCAUCGCCUUUGCCCCAGGAGAGCAUCGGCAGCGAUGCGCACUUGGAUUACACAAGGGUGCUGGGCACCGUUCGCUCCCUGUGCUCGCGAAAUGAGAAGCGGCAAGCACAGGAGCUGGCGGAGAAGACGGCGAACAUGGUUGGCGGCGGCAGCAAUGUGGGAGGCAGCCUUCCGGGCAUACGGUGUCGCGGCAGUUACUACUUGGGUUCGCGGAAGAUCUCGUUGACCUGCCACAGUCGCCCUUUUGUAGAUGCGGCUACUGGCACGGUGACUGCAACGUCAACCGCGACCGCUGCAGCAACCGCCCUGCCCACACCGACUGCCCUGUUGGAGGUAAAGCGUGGACCUCGUCUCCGCUCCCCGGGACCAAGUCCGCCCACUAUAUCGCCGUCGUCCUCGCCGAACCGCAGCCGCUUUCAAGUUUCGCGCGUGUUAGAAGUGGCCAGUCCACUGAUCUCGCCGCUGGCCCAGCAUCCGCCCCCGCACCCGCCGCGCUCGGCCAGCAGCUGCAUGUCCAUACCCACCAUUGGAUCGCCCAGUGGCAGUCAGAACAGUCUCAAUGCCGUUGGGGCCCUGCCGACCUCUAGUUCUCUGCCCGCCAUGGCAUCUGUUACCUCCUCGACGCAGACGAUCAAGCGGCUGUCGGUGUCACCCAGGUCUCGCUUCCAAGUGUCUCGCAUCUACGAGGAUCCCCAGGUGCCGAUCGCCAACCGGCAGUUGCCACCGAUUACGCCACAUACGCCACCAAUUGAUCUACCACCCACCCCUAUGCUGAAAUCGGCAAGGAAGGCGGUCCUGCUGUCCGAGGCGGUGGAGGCGGCAGCUGCUGCCGUGCCAGUAAGCAGUGUGGUUAUUGUAGAGUCCGGCGAUAACACAGACGCACACAUAAGUACAAAAGCCGUAGAGGUAGCCGGGCAAAAGGUUUCUCCGCACCUGACCAUAUCACCCACCUCAAGUCAUUCAAGCUCAACCUCGCCGGGAAGCAGCAGCAGCAGCAGCGGGAGCAGUAGUACUAGCAAUGGAAGCACGUCAGCUUCCACCGACGUUACAGACUCUGUAGUUUCUGGCCCUGAAGUUUCACAAAGGAUCUGUCCCAUUGUCGUAUUCAGCGAUAAUGACAUCACGUUGACCAAGGAAUCGGCCGGCGUGGUUGCUCUCUCUGCUGCUGCUGCGGCGAGCAAUACGAAUACUGUUUUGAAAAGUGAGCCAGAGCCGCUGCCGCCUUCCGAGCCCGUCAGCAACGCGCCACCGACGCGUACCCGGAAAACAUCGUGGAUAGCCAAUCCGUCGGCGGUAGACAAGCUGCUUACAAUAUUCAACAUUGGCUCGUCGCCGGAACCUAAGGCCAGUCAAAUAAGCCACCUGCCCGCGUCCAACACGAUCACAAACAGCUCACAGAAUGCUCCAGCGACAAGCGUCGUAGGAGGCGACACCAGUUCUACCACCAAUCCAAAUCCAAUUCUUUCGGUUGCGCGAAAAACUGCUCCUGCAUCGUGGGCCUCUCUGACCGGUAGCAACAUCUCCAACGCCAGCCAAAAUACGUCCUCAGGCACGGAGACGGGAAGUUCUUCCUUUCUCGACGCAGCCUCCAGACAGCUGAGGGAUUUCAGCAAGCAAGUCUUUCGCCAGAACAUCUCCUUCAACAACAGCGGUGAACAGGCAGCGUCCAGUGCACCUCCUCAAAGUGAAUUGAGCACGGGGACGUCCGCGUCCAGCAGCACAGAAUCGCCAUCCCCGCCGGAGUGCAAUACAGCGUACAUCCCGCUCAGCCUGAAGCGUCAGCUAAAGGAAAACAUUUCGCCGGAGCACACGAUCAAUGAGGAAACGCUUCACACGCUACAGAAGCUAUCGAGGGCAGAGGAUGUGGCGCUAAAGGCGGAGGAUGUCCCCGAACUGGGCGAUAUUGAAAUCGUAAUGCACAGCGAGGUAGCCGAUUGCGUUCUGCCAGAGGAUAAACAGCAAGAGCAGGAGGAAACAUCUACAAAUAUCGUUUAAAGGGCCCUAGGAUCAACUAAAUAUAUUUGGUGCGUAAAUACAUGGAAAUGCGUAAUGCGUAACUACAUGGAAAGCAAAAUGAUGCGAAAUGUGAAAACACACAACUUAAACGAUUAAAUCUAACACCCACCCAGCAUUCCCAUGGCUCUCCUUCGUACUGUACCCCACCCGCCUUGAAAAAUGGUUAGGAAGUCAAGGUUGAUAAUGAUAAUGAAAAUUUGGGUGUCCCCCCAACUCAACAAAAUAUGAUGAAGUACACAAGUUAUUACUAACUUUGUUUUAUUUUUGGUUAAAUUCAUUUUAAGUUUUAUAACACAAGAAAAUAUAAAUAUAUUUUAAUUAUACUUAUGGCAUACGAAUGCAAAUCUAAUGCUCAAUAUUCACUUCAAGAAAAUUGCACGCGAAAUUAAGAACUUAUGGUUUGUUAUUUUUCGUGACCCUUUUCUGAAGUGAGUACUGACCCAAAAACGGAUAUACUUUAAUGAAUGUAAAAUGUAAAAACAACAUUUUAAAUGUACACACAUAUACAUAUAUUUAAACCAUAAAAACCUAUCGAAACACCAUUUGGCUUAGUGUGCCGUUAAUAGCUGACUCUUAAAAAGUUGAAUAGGUAUAGGGAGCGAAAAUCGUGUGGAUGAAAAUUUGUACUUACCGUUUCAAAUGAAUACUUAAUGAAAAUUAACCAUAAUCAGAAUACAGCCACCGGAAACACAUUGUUACUUAAGUUAAUAUUUACUAUACGAAAAGCACUAUUGUUACCAUUUAUUAAGGGAAAUUCUCCCACCAUAGGAUUACUUAACACCUAUGUAUAGUGCAAUUUUUCUAUUUUUUUUAUUCCUUCCCGCUUUCUCAACUCAAAUCUUAAGUGCUAACUAGAUCGGAUCAACUGAAGUAUUAUGAAUUGGAACAACUUUCAAAACAAAAGCAUACUUAAAUUAGGUACUUAAUCAGCUUACGAAUUGCCACUAAUUUUGUAAUUAGCCCACCAGCCAACCAUAAAACAGAAGGAAGUCUUAAGUUCAAUGACAUUGUGCAAUUAAUCGUACAUUCUUAUUUUACAACCCAAAACUUAACAACGGAAAUGAAGCGCAAACGAAAACAAAAGUACCCAAAAUAAAUCCAAUUGAUCUCAUUAUGUGAUAUUUGUCGUAGUGCCCAAAGCGUUCACUGUACGUGUAUCUAUAACCAAACCAUAUGAGUUAAGUACAGGGAGUGUACAUUCGAACACUUUUGCUAUAAGUAAACUUGCUCAAGUCAUCCCCAUCAACACCAAUGUGUUCCCAGCACCGUGCAACUUUUUAAAAUGUCAGCCUUUAAUGGACCUACCUAAACGUUAUUGAUACAAUUUAAAUGCAACACACACAUAGAGAUAUAUAUAUAUAUAAUAACAUGUAAACAUAUUUUGAUUCAUGGAAGAUCUUGUAAAUACCGCGUGUGUACUCUCUAUUGGAAAAAGGGGAGUCUAGACGAAGCUACACCGAGCUCUGAUAUAUUUUUUUUGCUCUUUGUUAACGAUUUUUGUUUUUGUUUACCAUUUUAUUGUUUAAUACAUUAAGUGUAACAAUAUGGAUAUGUGUAUAUAUCUAUAUAUUACGUACGUAUUUAAGUAGUCAAAAGCAAACCAAUUUUUCAAAUAUUUUCCAAAACGUACCAAUCGAAAAUGCUUCAGCGUGUCUUCUUCAGUUAAGUGGAAUUACUUAAAAAAUGUACUGUACUUAAUUUACAAAUGGAUGAUAUUUCUGGUGCUUACCGGUCGCUAGAAGUUUGCCUUAAACUAGAACCCUUUCUUUGGCCAUCUGAAUUCACCACCAAGCCAAUUGGAUAAUUUGUUUACUCUUGAUCCGAAAUUUGUUUUUUGUCAAUAGCUAUGAUUUUGUUUAACAUUGGCAAGUUUAGUACCUAUUUACAUAAAAUAAGUUUAUGAAUUAGAAAAAAACUACUAAACCUAAAAAUUUAUUGAAUAAACAUGAAAGUUGUAAUGAAACUACA